AUGAUUGAUUGGACUUGGAUGAUGAAGCUAGGGUAUGACAUUAAGGCAAAUUUAACAUAUCACAAGAUACUCAGAGAUGUGUACUUUAAGAAAGACGAUCGAUGGGUACCUGUAGACGCAGACACUGCACAUGUAUGCGAGACGAUCGCUGACGCUGUCAAGCUGGGUGCAUCAGACACACGAGACGACAAUGGAGAGCGUAUCGUACCUCUACUAGUCAGCAAUCGCACCUUGGAGUAUAACUCGCAAUAUGGCUAUAUCCGACCAUUCAACAAUGAAUACUAUCAACGUAUCUAUGACCGUGACGAUGAACUCGAAAGAAUUAAUAAUAACAAUAAUAAUAAUAAUAAUAAUGAACAACUGUCAUCAUCAUCAUCAUCAUCAACAACCAAUACAACAUCACCAACACUCAAUCAUAUCAUAUCGGAACAACAACAUCAACAAGAAGAACAAGACAACGAUGAUGUAUCAGCUACACCAGUCGAAGGUAAAUUACAACUUCGAAAGGUCAAUUUUAAUGGUAUUAUACGUAAUGCAAUUGGUGGAUUUCAUUUAAUGAUUGAUAAGUUUGUUUUGACCAAGACAUUGGCUAGAUCGGAUUACUUGGUACCAAGUAUACUAGUGGAACAUGGUGUUGUAACUGGUACGUAUGGAAUGGAUGGUGAUAUGUCGGAUAAACCUGAUCGUGUGUGGUAUCUUAAAGACCCGAGACUCAACCGUUCAAAAGGUAUCCAAUUAUUUAAAAAGUUGGAUGAUGCACUUGAAAUAUGCAAGGCAGAUCCUUCUAAAAGAUACAUUGUACAACGAGAGAUGGUUCCAUUACUACUCAACAAUACCUACAAAUUUGACAUUCGUGUCAUGAUCCUAUUUACAUUCUCACCGACCUCUACCAACCUCUAUCUCUUCAAGGAAGGUGUCAUCAGGUCGACAGGUGCCAAAUACGAGCGUGGUAGCACCGACACGCAACAACAAUUCACCAACUUUUGCUUUCAGAAAGAGAUGAACCCGGAAUUUGAAAACAUCCUUCCUCUACGAGACUGGGAUACACAAGACAAGACAUUCAAGAGAAUUCAACAGGCAGUGUGCGAGAUAUUCACUAAUUUCAUGCCUCGACUAAAUCAACUUGGUCACCAAGGAUACACCAUCUUUGGAUUGGACUUUUUAAUCGAUGAACUCGAGAAACUCCAUCUUUUAGAGGUCAACUAUUCACCAAGUAUGUUUAUUGCAAGCAGUGAAAAUGUCAAAUCUAUCUGUAGACGUGCCAUCUCUCAAAUACCUGCUUUGGCACUUGAACCUAUCCUAUUCUCAACUACUCCCAUCACUGGAGAUUGGAUUCACUGUUUAGAAAGAGUUCAUCUUAAAAAGAAAGUAAAUAAUGACAACAAAGAUGAUGAUGAUGAUGAAGAUCUUGACAAUUUUAAUCUAUUUUAA
This is a messenger RNA of Cavenderia fasciculata, 1431 nucleotides long. RefSeq lists its product as uncharacterized. Gene Ontology annotation, biological process: protein modification process. The transcript is spliced from 2 exons. Bases 1 to 1431 code for a protein of 476 amino acids. Lineage: Eukaryota; Evosea; Eumycetozoa; Acytosteliales; Cavenderiaceae. The record is from RefSeq and is a predicted model, not a curated record.